Molecule: messenger RNA, 438 nt
Organism: Rhinichthys klamathensis goyatoka
Lineage: Eukaryota; Metazoa; Chordata; Actinopteri; Cypriniformes; Leuciscidae
Product: C-type lectin domain family 4 member A-like
Exons: 4
Coding region: 1-438 (145 amino acids)
Source: RefSeq, a predicted model, not a curated record
AUGGAAUUUCAGGACUACUAUGAAAAUUCUAAUCACAUAAAUAUUAUGAACACAACUGGACCUCAUAGACACUGUCAGGAUGAAGGAAAAGCCCGAAAUCACAGAGGAAGUCGAUGUUUGGUGUUGAUCACAGUGUGUCUCGGGAUCCUUUGUCUUCUUCUGAUUGCAGCCGUCAUUCUUCAGCACUUUCAGUGCACUUCUAAACGAGGAUUUCUGUGGGGUCCAGAUGGCUUGUUUAUGUCCAGUGUGCCGAUGAGCUGGACUGAGAGCAGGCAUUACUGCAGAGAUCGAGGAGGUGAUCUGGUCAUUAUCAACACUGAAGAGAAGCAGAUACACAUAUCUUCAUUAAUCAAGGAGAGUGUAUGGAUUGGUUUGUCUGACAGUGAGACUGAGGGGAUUUUGAAAUGGGUGGAUGAUUCACCACUCAAACAAGGGUAA